CUUCGCGUGACUGAAGAGGCCGGCGCUGGUAUAGAGUGCUGCUGGUGCUGGAGUGCUGGGAUUAAAGGCAUAUGUCACUAUAUCCGGAUGAAUUUCUUUAAGUGGUACUGUGAUAUCUUAAGCUAAUAGACAUGGAAGGAUCCACAUCUUGGAGCCCAGGCUGAGAACGCAGCUAUAACCAUCAUACCCACGUGACUCAUUUUUCUCCAUGUACCAGGGUGUCAUGGAAGGUUUGCUGACAAGAUGCAGAACACUGUCUGCCUUGGCUACCUGCAGCCUCCGUCACUCCAGGUGCAUCGUCCGCAAGUGUUACCACUGUGCACCAGGGAGAGGGCAGCGCUUGGUAUUAUCCCGCAUGUUCCAGCCUCAGAACCUUCGGGAAGACCAGGUGCUUUCUCUGGAGGGCAGAGCUAGUGACCUGACCUGUAAGAGUCAGCGGCUGAUGCUGCAAGUGGGCCUGAUCCUUCCAGCGAGCCCUGGCUGUUACCACCUCAUGCCCUAUACAGUUCGUGCCGUGGAGAAGCUUGUGCGGGUGAUAGACCAGGAGAUGCAGGCCAUUGGUGGGCAGAAAAUCAACAUGCCCAGCCUCAGCCCAGCUGAGCUGUGGCGGGCCACCGGCCGCUGGGACCUGAUGGGCAGGGAGCUGCUGAGACUGAAAGACAGGCAUGGCAAAGAGUACUGCUUGGGACCAACUCAUGAGGAAGCAGUUACAGCACUGGUUGCCUCCCAGAAGAAACUGUCCUACAAGCAGCUUCCCUUACUGCUGUACCAAGUUACAAGGAAGUUUCGGGAUGAGCCUCGGCCCCGUUUUGGUCUCCUCCGUGGCCGAGAGUUCUAUAUGAAGGACAUGUACACCUUUGACUCUUCCUCUGAGGCUGCCCAGGAGACCUAUGGCCUGGUGUGUGAUGCUUACUGUAGGCUUUUUGACAGGCUGGGGUUGCGAUGGAUGAAGGCCAGGGCAGAUGUGGGCAGCAUUGGGGGCACAAUGUCCCAUGAAUUCCAACUGCCAGUGGACAUUGGAGAGGACCGGCUUGUGGUCUGUCCCAGCUGCCACUUCUCAGCCAACACAGAGAUAGUAGACUUGUCACAAAAAAUCUGCCCUGACUGCCAGGGUCCCCUGACAGAAACCAAAGGCAUCGAGGUGGGGCACACAUUCUACCUCGGUACCAAGUACUCUUCCAUUUUCAAUGCCCACUUUACCAAUGCCCACGGGGAAUCUUUGCUGGCUGAAAUGGGGUGCUACGGCCUGGGAGUCACUCGGAUCCUGGCUGCUGCUAUCGAAGUUCUCUCUACAGAAGACUGCAUCCGCUGGCCCAGCCUCCUGGCUCCUUACCAAGUCUGCAUCAUACCCCCUAAGAAGGGCAGCAAGGAGGCAGCAGCCACAGAGAUUGUGGAGCGAUUAUAUGAUGACGUCACAGAGGCUGUGCCUCAGCUCCGAGGGGAGGUCCUGCUGGAUGACAGGACCCACCUGACCAUUGGAAACAGACUAAAAGAUGCCAACAAGCUCGGCUACCCCUUUGUGAUCAUUGCAAGCAAGAGGGCCCUGGAGGACCCUGCACACUUUGAGGUUUGGUCCCAGAACACUGGUGAGGUGGUCUUCCUCACCAAAGAGGGAGUCAUGGAACUGCUGACUGGCGUGCAUGUUGUCUAAGUGCCCAACCACACCUGCCCCCAGGCUUGGUGUCCACUGUAACACUGUAGUUCCCUCCACUUCCCUCCUGGGUGGUUUCUCCAGAAAUGGAUGGUGAGAGUAUGUUAGGAAAACCACUCCUUGCUUGUGAUGGUUUGUAGUUAGUCAUUAACUCGGUCCUCCCAGGGCUGGUUGUGCUACCAUAUGCCAUGCCUUUUACAUUUAGACUCUUCUGUUAGGAGGACUGAAAGGUGACAAAGAGACCUGGGUCACUUUCCCUCCAGCUGAGUUUCUGGGUAUAAGACAAGAAUGGUUGAAAGCUGGGGGGAUGCUUCCCCAACCCCAACCCACAGUCUGAGCACACGCCUUGCAUUUCAUUCAUUCCAGAGAGCAGGGCUAGCUGCCCUUCUCCACUGAGAAGCCCCGAGCUGCAGAGUCAAGAACCUGGCUGCUGCUAAUUCACUGGUGACUUGACACCCCCACAUGCCCACUGGGGCCUGGGAUUCCCAUCUGAACAUGGUGAUGGAGUUAGGUCUAUAAGGUCCUAGGGCUCUCACUGAGCAGCUCCACAAGACACAUGGGUCCGGUUGCUCAUGCCUCUAUGCUUCCCCAAAAGUUGUCAUAACUGCCAGAUGGCCCAAAGCUACCUCCAGAUACUUGACCGUACUGGGUCACUUCAGCACUGAGAUCAUGUUCUGCUGAUUGAAUAAAGUCAAGCCUUUGGGGUGAACUUUGUGUGCGUGUUAACUUGAACCAAAGAUAACACCAGUUUCAGCAGUACACUCAGUAGACUGCUCUCCCCGGCUGCCUCACUGGGGAGGGGCAGGGACUGGGAAAUCCUUUAAACAGUGUCUCCCAGACUUCAGGAGCAGCACACUCCAGCCCCACAGUGACCUUGUUGUGGGUUCAGAAUUGAAUUCCCGUCGCUACAAGAGUGACUGGUUGAGAGCUGACUAGAUUCUGUGGGAAACGGAGUCAUGGUCGGAUUCCACAGCAUUGCUCCAGCAUCCAGAUGAGGAAGAUCCCUCGUCCAUGGAACAGUGAGUCUUGCCACCUUGGUUGACACUCUAGACGGGCUCUGAGACACCUCCAGAGGUGAGCCUCGUAAAUCUAGUCGACCCUAAAUUCAAACAACUUGCCAAUGAAGGUAAAUCCUCAUAAAAAGGUCUCUGGGCUCCAAAGCUGGUCCUGGGAGCCUUCAGGGCUUGGCAGGUGUAUGCACUGGGAACCUGACAGUGUGUGUGUAAGGGUAGAGUUACUGUAGAAUCACAGCAGCUGGACAGACUUAGAGGAGAAAGCGGGCCAACCACCUGCGUUCCCCUUCAUGCUUCUGCCAGACGUCAAGUGAACAGCCACCUCCAGCCACACGCUCCUGCAACCAAGCGCAAGUCAGGGUGACUGAACUGAAACCCAAAUACUGCCUCUUUGGGUCAUUUCUUUGGGGUAUUUUGGUCUCAGUGACAUGAGAUGUGAUCUGCCUUUGCAAUACAUGGAGUUCUGAGAGCAAGCUCGGGUCAGGCUGCAUGACAGAGGCUCUUAGUUUACUGCAGUUGGGAUCCCUGAGUCCCUUACAGAGUUGGUUCCAGUGGGGCUGUUGCCUUGAACCACACAAAUUAAAGCCUCCAGAAGAUUCUGGCUGCAGUCAGAACCAAGA
Rattus rattus (black rat) is the source of this 3284-nucleotide messenger RNA. RefSeq names its product prolyl-tRNA synthetase 2, mitochondrial (gene Pars2). Gene Ontology annotation, biological process: prolyl-tRNA aminoacylation. NCBI's taxonomy places the organism in Eukaryota, Metazoa, Chordata, Mammalia, Rodentia, Muridae. The coding region runs from base 209 to 1651 and encodes 480 amino acids. Gene Ontology annotation, cellular component: mitochondrion; cytoplasm. Gene Ontology annotation, molecular function: ATP binding; proline-tRNA ligase activity. The record is from RefSeq and is a predicted model, not a curated record. The transcript is spliced from 2 exons.